GGGUCAGGGGCUUCCCCGUUCCCCGUGGUGGUGUAAUAAUAUUUAUGUUCAGAAACAAAGAACCUGUUUUCUCAUUUAUUGCAAAAUAUUUAAAACACAUUUUUUUAACCACAAUCAUCUUAAUAUGUGAAAUAACACCAUUAUUUUAAUAAUAUUUACUUUAAAGUUUAAAUAAGUACAAUAAAACGUACUAUGAAACCUUUUGAAUUAAAAAGGAUCUAAAACUAAGUUACAAUUUAUUUAGUAACUUUUGAACUGGACGUUGCUUUGUUUGUCAAAGAGCAAACUGUGACUCAAAAAUGAAAAAUCUGAAAUCUUCGCAAAUCGAAAACUAAAGUCUUGUUAAAAACAUUUUACUUUACCUUGAUUAUUAUAUGAACUUGAAGUCUACCUACUGCUUCAGUGAAUCGUGUUUGUGUUUCAUAAUGUUGCGAUCAGAUGCAGAAGUUAAAUCUUUAGAUAAUUUGUUUGAAAAUAUAAAUUCUCUAAGUCUUGAUAUAUUGUUAAAAAUACAAAAUGAUGUUGAUCCCCAGGAUAUGACAUCGUUAGUGUUUCUGUUGUAUGACGUCCCGGACACGGCGCUCCAACGACUAAUUGUUUAUCAAAGAGUAUCAAAAGAUGUCGAGAGCAACACCAUGAACUUACUCUAUGAUUGGGCUCUUUAUGCACAGUCUCGGCCCACUUGGAGAUAUGAAUUCUUGGAAGCCCUUUGUAUAUGCCGACUAUAUAAUAUUAUCAGAAAGCUUGGUUUCAACGUGUCAAGUGUGAAGAAACACUACCUCCCAGAGAACGUCUGUGUAAAUGUUUACAUAGACCCUGUGAAAAAAGUUCUGUAUAAUCUUUGUGAAAAUAUGACAUCAGAGUCUUUAACAAAGUUAAAAAGAACCUUACACUCAUACAAGGUAGAUGUAUCGGAACAUGAAACAUGUGAGGCUGUAUUCUUAGAACUUAUGUGUCAGAAGUUGAUUAAACUCGGGCAGUACAACAGAGAAAGGAAAAUGUACACUGCCUCAUAUGAUUUAGAUAUGCUCAUAAAAAUAAUUGAAAACUUUGGUGGCCUCAGUAAAUUUGCCAAAAUCCUCGGGGAAGUACAAAAUCAAAUCAACAAUCAAAACAGUUCUGGCGAAUCUAAUGCUUCUGGCAGUCCUCUUACUAAACACUCCUUAAAUGAUUCUAAAAAUCAAGCAGAUGAAAAGCAAAGCUAUGAAGAUAUAUUUCAACUCCUCAAUGAAUUACACACAGAGGAUGUACCCAUUGAGAAUUUGAAAUCAGAUAAUAGAAUAAUAAAAAAGGAUGCAUAUGUCAUUAAGAAUAAAAACCGUCUCGGUGUAUGUUGCAUUAUCAACGAAGAGAUUUUUCAUCCUUCUAAAGACAGUAUUGAAAGGAAAGAGAAACUGAAUCUAGAAGACCGUUUGGGCUCCUCGAAGGAUCUGUCCUGUUUGGAAAGGACAAUGUCAUCAUUGAAAUUUGAAGUGAAGAGUAAAUCUAAUUUGGACCAUAAAGAAUUUAUUAAAUUUAUCAAAGAUGUCAUACGAAAUGAUGUUUUGCCUGAUGACAGUGUGUUUAUGCUUUGCAUUUUAUCACAUGGGGUGCGAGGCCAUGUUUAUGCAGCCGACUGUGUGAAAAUAAAAGUUGAAGACAUACAGAACAUGUUAGACUCUGAUGAAGCUCAGAACCUUCAUGGGAUGCCCAAAGUAUUGAUACUUCAAGCCUGUCAAGUCGAUGAAGACCCAGAUGUGAAUAAUAAAUUAGUAGCAGACAGCCCAACGUCAAGUUACUAUUUGAGGAAGUCCCACUUUCUUAUCUGUUGGGCCACUGCUCCGGAGUUUGAGGCAUAUCGUAUUAUAGAUAAAGGUUCAUUGUUUAUUCAAUGCUUGUGUGCAAAAAUGAAGAAGGAGACAAAUGAACAUUUGUCAGACAUAUUCACCAAAGUAACAAAUUUUGUAACAUCUCUUUGUACACAGUACCGCAAGGCUCAAGUACCAAUAUGUGAAUCUACUUUAAUUAAAAAGCUAUAUCUUCAUAUCCCAGAGUAGAUAUUAAAAGUAAAAAUCAGUCAAGUGCAAGUCGGCCAUUUAAUUUUCAUGGUGGCCAUUUUGAAUGUUUUAUUAUAGUCAAAGUCAAAAUCAUUUAUUCAAAAAAGGUACAAUUGUACUACUUUUGAUGGUUGAAAUUGUUAAAUUUGUACUAUAUAGUGGUGAUAAUUAAUUGCGUUACUUAAAACUAAAGCUACAAGGGUUCCAAAUGCGCCCAAGUCUGAGAAGAGCCCACAAAAAACUCAGCCGGGUAUUUUUUUUUUAUCAUAGCUGCAAUAGAAAUAUGUAUUCUGUGAAAACUUCAACUCUCUACCUAUAAUGAGAGGUUUAAGAGAAACAGCCUUCUGACAGACAGACAGACAGCAGAGACGUAGUAGAGGUUUCAUUGGCAUCCUUCAGGUAUGGAAACCUAAAAGUUCCCCUUCUAGAGUUA
This is a messenger RNA of Maniola jurtina (meadow brown), 2469 nucleotides long. RefSeq names its product caspase-8 (gene Dredd). The record is from RefSeq and is a predicted model, not a curated record. The transcript has a single exon. Gene Ontology annotation, molecular function: cysteine-type endopeptidase activity. Bases 375 to 2036 code for a protein of 553 amino acids. NCBI's taxonomy places the organism in Eukaryota, Metazoa, Arthropoda, Insecta, Lepidoptera, Nymphalidae. Gene Ontology annotation, biological process: proteolysis.